Molecule: messenger RNA, 1228 nt
Organism: Leptopilina boulardi
Lineage: Eukaryota; Metazoa; Arthropoda; Insecta; Hymenoptera; Figitidae
Exons: 2
Coding region: 116-1096 (326 amino acids)
Source: RefSeq, a predicted model, not a curated record
UGGAAGUAAUAAGUUAACCUCAAAAUUGUAGUCAAAAGGCAACACGAUUCAAAAUAUAAUAUACUUGUGAACUAUGUUGAGAAAUGUUUAAUAUUAAUUUAAAUUAAUAGUUAAUAUGGCUAAAAAUUCUCGACAAUUAUUAAAAGUAAUAACGGAACAAUUAAAUAAGUCAGCACUAUUAAAUAAUGCGUCAACAGUGCUUGGAAAAACUUCAGAAAAAGCUCAAGAAAAGUUGACAAAUAUUCAAAAUGUUGCUUCUGAGAAGUAUGGAAAUAUUGUUAAGCAUGUGAACGUAACUGGCACAACAAUUAUACAAGAUUUACAUGCCGAAUCAUUAAAACCAUCAACUCCAAUUCCAGUUCGUUUAAUAAAUUGGUGGAAAUGGUAUCAACAAUUGACAGGUUUAGACACUGUUGAAGUGUCAAAACAACAUGUAAUUCAAGUUCAAGAUUCUCUAUUUAAAUGUCAAGAAGAAAGAAGAAAUUUAAAUCGUCAAUCAUCUCUUGUACAUGAUAAAUUAAAAGAAGUUUAUGCAGAAUUAAUACAAACAAAACGUGACGAUCCAAAAUAUGUGCAACUCACAAUUAUGGAAAAUAAAGGUCUUCAAGAAGAAUCAAGAAUACGAAAUCAAUUAAAUCUUUUGGAAAAUGAAGAGAGAGAUCAUUUUACUCAAUUGGCAACUGCAAUUAAAGAAUAUCACGAUAGUCAAACAAUGAACGCGCAAAAAUACAAGUAUCUAUCAAUACUUGCUUCUGCUUUUCUUGCCAUUUUAUCAUUAACUGGAUCAAUGAUUUAUAAUAAUAGAAGAAUAGUUGAUGUACGAAAUGUUAUAUCUGAGGCGCAAAAGAAAAACGAAAACAAUUUUCGUGACAAUUUUCAAACACUUGAACAAAGUUCGAGACAACAAUUUUCAAAUAUCAUUCAACUUAUAAAUAGUAAAACUAAUUUUACACCUGCCGAGAAUAAAAUUAGUGACAUUAGUAAUGAAAAUACAUCACUAAUGAAUACUAAUUUAGCUGUGAAUAAUAAACAUAUUGCAUUUUUUUUAACCGGUUUAUUAAUAAUUAAUUUUAUAUUAGUACGAUCAUUAACUUAGUGAAUUAGAAUUUAUUGUAUAAAUUUACGAUUUGUUAAUAAAAAAUGUAAAAUAUUGUAUAAUAGUAAAAUUUCGUGAAUAUUUUACGAUAAUUUGUUACGCUUUUUAAGGAUAUAAUAAAAUAUAAUUAAA